GUAAAAAGAAAACAAAAUAAACUUUAAAGGUUGCAAUUAAAAUUCCCGGUGUCACCGAAGCAAUGUCCAGAAUUUUGACGCUAAAGAGUGCCUCGUUGGCAGUGUUCAGAUCAUUCCACUACACCAAACAUCUAUCCGUUACCACAUCGGUCUCCGAUGCUCUCCAGCACGAGCAAACCCAAAGCUACAUCCACCAUAUAGGCAAAGAGCCACUAGUGUAUCGAAAUGUGGGUCAACAUCUGCGGCUAGCGGCCGAAAAGUAUCUCAACAAUGAAGCGAUCGUAUCCUGCCAUGAGAACAAGAGGCUCACCUAUUCCGAAGUGCUCGAAAAGGUAGAUCGCCUGGCUGCUUCCUUCUAUCAGCUGGGACUGCAGAAGGGCGACCGUAUCGGAAUCUGGGCUCCCAAUGGAACGCAAUUCUACCUUUCUACGCUCGCUGCCGCACGUGCUGGAAUGAUCUCGGUUGUAAUCAACCCUGCCUACCAGGUGCCAGAGAUCGAAUAUGCUCUGAAGAAAGUGGGAGUUAAAGCGAUCAUCGCAAACGAACGCUACCGAAACCAGCAGUAUUACAAAAUGUUAGCGCAGCUUGCACCAGAAUUGGAGCAUUGCAAGUUAGGCCAGUUGAAUAGUUCCCGGUUGCCUUCAUUGUCAGCGGUAAUAAUCGACAGCGACCAACAAAAUGCCAAACUACCCGGUGCCAUCCAAUUCCAAGAUCUACUACGCCUUCCGUCCGAAACGGAACUGUCCACGAUUGAUGCCCUCCAAAGUAAAAUUUCCCCGGAUAGCGGGGUGAACAUUCAGUUUACUUCAGGAACGACGGGUCAACCGAAGGCGGCCCUAAUGUCCCACUUCGGGUUCGUUAACAAUGCACUCCAGAUAAGUCGACGGAACGAAUUCGAUACGAAAGAUCACCGUAUCUGCGUUCAAACGCCCUUUUUUCACGUGUUUGGCAUGGUGAUCGGUAUUGUGGCGUCGAUGACCUACGGGACCACGAUGGUCCUACCGGGACCUGGUUUCAAAGCGGCCGAGUCUCUUGAGGCUAUCAUCAAGGAGAGAUGUUCAGUAAUCUACGGAACACCUACCAUGUAUGUUGAUCUCGUUCGUCAGCUACGAGAGGGUAGUCUCAAGUUACCACCGAUUGAUUUGGCUGUUACGGGAGGUGCUACUUGUUCACCGAAACUAUUUCUGGAUAUUCAGGAAACAUUGGGUGUGCGACAAGUCAAAACAGUAUUCGGAAUGACGGAAGCUUCGGCAGUGAUUUUUCAGUCAUUAUUUAACGAAUCCAAGGAAAAUGUAUUGCAGACCGUUGGUCAUCUAAUGGAUCACUACGAAGCAAAAGUCGUGGACGAAAAUGGCAACACGGUCCCACUGGGAGCAUCCGGCGAGCUAUGGGUUCGAGGUUAUGGUACCAUGCUUGGAUACUGGGGUGAUGAGUUAAAAUCAAAAGAAACUAUUGGCCCCGAUAGAUGGUUGCGAACUGGCGACCAGUUCCAGCUGAGACAGGAUGGCUAUGGUCAAAUCGUUGGUAGAAUUAAGGAGAUGGUCAUCCGAGGUGGGGAAAAUAUCUACCCUAGAGAGAUAGAAGACUUUUUGAACACGCAUUCGAAGAUUCUCGAAACGCACUGCAUCGGUGUUCCGGAUGAACGAAUGGGAGAGGAAAUCUGCGCUUACGUUCGACUGAGAGAUUCAUCGCAAACGAUGGAUCAUGCUGAAAUGAAAGAAUACUGCAAAGGGAAAAUCUCGCACUUCAAAGUGCCAAGGUAUCUGCGAAUAGUGGAAGAUUUUCCCAAGACAACAUCCGGAAAAAUACAGAAGUUCAAACUGGUGGAAAUUUUUAAGAAUGAAGUUGGUAUUAAUCCAGCUUUUCAGGUUCCGGAGGUGGAAUACUCUCUCAACAAAGUUGGUGUCAAAGCGCUAAUAUCAGCCGAACGUCAUCGGAAACAAAAUUAUUUCGAAAUGCUUGAGCACCUUGCUCCUGAGCUGCGUUCCUGCUCCACGGGUCAACUAAAAUGUAGCCGGUUACCUUCCCUUAAAACUGUCAUCAUUGACAGUGAAAGCGGCAACAAACUUCAAGGAGCAAUUUCCAUCGAAGAGCUGCUAAACCUUUCUUCAGAACAGAACACCUCGCAGAUAGAGUCUCUCCAGGCAAAAAUAUCACCAGACUGCGGAGUAAAUCUGCAGUUUACCUCCGGAACCACGGGUCAACCGAAGGCCGCGUUGAUGUCACACUACGGUUUUGUCAACAAUGGAAUCCAUAUCGCACGACGCAACGAAUUCGAUCGGAAACCGCAUCGAAUCUGUUUGCAGGUUCCACUGUUUCACGCUUACGCAACGGUGAUUGGUGUUACGGCAGCAAUGACUUUUGGUACAACUAUCGUGCUACCCGGAGCUGGGUACAGUCCUUUGGAAUCCAUCGAAUCUAUUGUUAAAGAGAAAUGCACGACAAUUUACGGAACACCUACGAUGUACGUCGAUUUGACCAACAAAGUUCGGGAAAAGAAGCUAAAACUACCCCCGGUGGAUCUGGCCGUAACGGGAGGGGCAACCUGUUCACCGAAACUUUUCAUGGACAUAAUGGAGGUGCUUGGAGUUCAUAAGGUUAAAACCGUUUUCGGCAUGACAGAAGCUUCCGCGGUUCUGUUUCAAUCGUUAUUCGACGACAGCAAAGAGAACAUUCUGGAAACGGUGGGUCACAUGACAGACCACUACGAAGCAAAAGUCGUGGAUCGAGACGGUAAUACCGUUCCGUUCGGAACGGCCGGUGAACUGUGGGUUCGAGGCUACGGUACAAUGUUGGGCUACUGGGAGGAUGAGCGACGUUCGAAGGAAAUAGUCGACGUUGAUAGGUGGCUGCGAACAGGUGAUCAAUUUGUAUUGAGACCCGAUGGUUAUGGGAAGAUCGUCGGUAGGAUCAAGGAGAUGAUUAUACGAGGAGGAGAGAAUAUAUUCCCGAAGGAGAUAGAAGAUUUCUUGAACACUCAUCCUAAGAUUUUGGAAACGCACUGCAUUGGCGUGUCGGAUGAUCGAAUGGGUGAGGAAAUUUGCGCCUAUAUCAGGCUGAAAGAACCCUCGCAAACGUUAGACCAGGCGGAAGUGAAAGAAUUUUGUAAAGGUAAAAUAGCUCACUUCAAGGUUCCCAAGUUUGUACGGGUUGUGCAAGAAUAUCCGAAAACUACGUCGGGAAAGGUGCAAAAGUUUAUGCUUGCGGAGAUCUUUCAAAAUGAAAUGAAAUAUGAAAAAUGA
Molecule: messenger RNA, 3242 nt
Organism: Sabethes cyaneus
Lineage: Eukaryota; Metazoa; Arthropoda; Insecta; Diptera; Culicidae
Product: medium-chain acyl-CoA ligase ACSF2, mitochondrial-like
Exons: 9
Coding region: 63-3242 (1059 amino acids)
Biological process (GO): fatty acid metabolic process
Molecular function (GO): medium-chain fatty acid-CoA ligase activity
Source: RefSeq, a predicted model, not a curated record